Hydra vulgaris (swiftwater hydra) is the source of this 743-nucleotide messenger RNA. RefSeq lists its product as uncharacterized. The record is from RefSeq and is a predicted model, not a curated record. Gene Ontology annotation, biological process: glutathione metabolic process. Gene Ontology annotation, cellular component: cytoplasm. Gene Ontology annotation, molecular function: glutathione transferase activity. NCBI's taxonomy places the organism in Eukaryota, Metazoa, Cnidaria, Hydrozoa, Anthoathecata, Hydridae.
UUCUCUUUGUAUUACUUUCGCGUUAGUGAAGUUAGUGAUAUAAUUUUGGUGUUUUAUUUAAUAGCAACAAGUAUAUAAUAUUGAUAUAUGGCAAAACUAUUAUUAAAGUUGGUUGAUAUUGAGUCAAAGCUUGUUUGGUUGUAUAUUAAAAAGACUAAGUGUGAAAUAGAGAUUAUCAAGGUCAAUGAUGAUUCUCAUCAGGAUUCUUUACCUGUUUUGAACAUCUUUCCUUACCUUAUUGAUGGAGAAAUAGAAGUCUGGGGAGUACAACCUGUUCUGUCGUAUCUGGUAGAGAAAUAUGGCUACAGUGAUUUGUAUAAUUCUGAAAUGAAAAUAAAACUCAAUACUACACUUUCGUGGAUAUCAUCAACGCUAUGCAGAUAUGUAUUAUUAAGUUAUGUAUUUCCUCAAUCAAAAGAUGAUUUUAAACUUGAAAAUGGUAAUGGUUCACUGAUUGCGUAUGGUCUACAAAAAAUUAAUGAUCUAUUACACUUACUUGAGGAAGGUUUUUUUACUACAAAUUGUUCAAUGUUAGAAACACAAGUUACAAUUUGUGAUUAUUAUCUUGCAUUGGUUUUGAUGGAACUUAUUCAAUACAAUUUUGAUUUUUCAAAGUAUCCUAAAUUGAACAUAUGGAAUGAGAGAUUUUUUACAGAGAUCAGAUCUAUCAUGUUUUAAUGUUUUUUUAUUGUAGUACUUUUUUUAUAAAUAAUAAUGAAUUCUGUAUAUAAUAAUGUUUUUUU